Messenger RNA from Aspergillus chevalieri, 600 nucleotides. Its product is annotated as alpha/beta fold hydrolase. The coding region runs from base 1 to 600 and encodes 199 amino acids. The record is from RefSeq and is a predicted model, not a curated record. NCBI's taxonomy places the organism in Eukaryota, Fungi, Ascomycota, Eurotiomycetes, Eurotiales, Aspergillaceae. The transcript has a single exon.
AUGGCCGAAGUGGCUCCCCAGUUCAAGAAUCUUUCCCUCUCCGUUGACGGGGUUGAUCUGUCCGUCGCGGUCGUUCAAGGGCCCGGGGACCCUACAUUGGCACCCAUUGUAUGCCUCCAUGGCUUUGGGUCAAGCAAAGAGGACUACUACGACUUCGCCCACCACUCUCCCUUCCAGAACCGUCCCUUUCUGGCCUACGAUGCCCCAGGUUGUGGAGAGACCGAGUGCUCCGACCUGUCACGCAUCUCGAUCCCUUUCCUAGUCCGCACCGCCGAAGCCGUUCUCGACCGUGUGGGCAUCACCACCUUCCACCUGAUUGGCCAUUCCAUGGGCGGUUUGACAGCGCUGUAUCUCGCGCAUAAACAUCCGGACCGGGUGCGCAGCUUUGUGGAUAUCGAGGGCAACCUGGCACCGGAGGACUGCUUCCUCAGUCGACAGAUUAUCACGCACGACGAUCCGCAGCUGCACCCUGAACAAUUCUUCCACAACUUCAUCCAACGCACCCGACGGUCCCCUGCGUUUCCAAUGCGUUGUACGCGUCGAAUCUGCGGCACAAGGUGCGUCCCGGGGCGGUGCGGGGUAUCUUUAGUUCCAUGGUGA